This is a messenger RNA of Malus domestica (apple), 1155 nucleotides long. RefSeq names its product phenylacetaldehyde reductase-like. Lineage: Eukaryota; Viridiplantae; Streptophyta; Magnoliopsida; Rosales; Rosaceae. The record is from RefSeq and is a predicted model, not a curated record. Gene Ontology annotation, molecular function: oxidoreductase activity, acting on the CH-OH group of donors, NAD or NADP as acceptor.
UAGACACAGAGAGAAAUGAGUGGGGGAACGAAGGUUGUGUGUGUAACAGGAGCCUCCGGCUACAUAGGCUCGUGGCUUGUGAAGCUCUUGCUACAAAGAGGUUAUACUGUCAGAGCUACCGUUCGCGACCCAAAUGAUCCAAAGAAAACAGAGCACUUGCUCUCACUUGAUGGAGCAAAAGAAAGGCUUCAUUUGUUCAAGGCAGGUUUAUUAGAAGAAGGAGCUUUCGACCCCGUAAUUGAUGGAUGCGUUGGUGUUUUUCAUACAGCAUCGCCUGUACAACUUUCAGCCACUGACCCACAGGCAGAAAUAGUUGAGCCUGCAGUGAAGGGAACUCUGAAUGUUCUAAAAUCAUGUGCGAAAUUUCCCACUGUCAAGAGAGUGGUUUUAACAUCUUCCAUGUCUUCAGUAUCGUUUAGUAGAACACCGAUAACUUCUGAUAUGGUUUUGGAUGAAACAUGGUACUCAGAUCCACUUGUUUGUGAGCAGAACCAGAGAUGGUAUCCGCUCUCCAAAAUUUUAGCUGAGGAGGCUGCCUGGAAAUUUGCAAAAGAAAAUGGGAUCGACUUGGUGUCGAUGAAUCCAGGGAUUGUGAUUGGUCCGCUCUUACAGCCAACUCUUAAUGGCUCCGUGGAGCUGAUUGCAAAUAUCAUAAGUGGUAUCCAAACACCAUUUCUAAAUUAUACAUUUGUAGACGUUAGAGAUGUUGCCUCUGCCCAUAUUCAAGCAUUCGAAGUUCCUUCAGCUAAUGGCAGAUAUUGUUUAGUUGGCCAAGUAGCUGACGGCCCCGAUACUCUACAGAUUUUACGACAACUUUACCCCACUUUGUGCCUUCCUGAGUUUGGCAAUCCUUCUGACUCAAAGUAUCAAGUGUCAAAGGAGAAAGCGAAAAGUUUGGGAAUUAAUUUCCUUCCUCUGGAAGCAAGUCUAAGGGACACUAUUGAAAGCCUCAAGGAGAAGGGCUUCCUCAAUAUCUGAAGUGUGCAACUUACAUGCAUAUCGGUAGGAUAUUUUGAAAACAUGCUUAAAGGAAAUAUUUGGCCAUACUGUGGUUUGAAUCCGUUGAAUUUUAUUUCCUGGUAAAGUACUGUAUUUGCAGUAAAAAAUAUUUGUUCCGGUUACGACUUGAGACUCUCUUAAAUUAGUUCAUUUCAA